AUGUCAACCAUCACCUACCGCGAAGGGCUAAGCGGCCAGGAGAUUCGUCUCCUUCGUCUUCUGCCUGGCGAGUGGCUCGAAGACCUCGCUGCGGAAUUAUAUGUCGCCGACCGGGAUCAAGACUAUGUUGCGUUAUCCUACGCUUGGGGUAGCACUCGAAGGUUCAACAAGAUCAUCGUCAACCGUCAUGUCCAAUUCAUCACCUUCAACCUCGACCGGGCGCUGAGGGCCCUUCGCCGAACCACAGAAUCCAUCGUCAUCUGGGUGGAUUCCGUGUGCAUCAACCAGGAAGAUUCUGUCGAAAAGAGCCACCAAGUCGGAUUAAUGCACGACAUUUUCGGUUCCGCCACCGAGGUUAUCGCCUAUGUGGGCGAUGACUUGGAUCGCAGUCGUCAAGAUUACUCUCGCCGUUUUGCAAGACUUGGACUGGCCGAUCCGGUGCGUUUCACUGGCAAACGGACGGACUUGCCUAUUAUCGAGAGAUCGAUCAGUCUUUGGCAGAACCCGAUGUCAGGGUCGCUAACAGAACACGAGGAGAUGCUUUGCCUUUACAGUAUUAUUUCGGCGCCAUUGCAUGAGAGCUCGGCGAAUCUAGCACGGCAGUGUAUGUUUGACGCGGUAAAUCCAAUUUCGCAACGGCAUUUCCGACUAAUGUCGGAGAGAACUCGACUUUUCGCUGUUAGCGACUGGUGGAAUCGCAUGUGGAUUAUUCAGGAAGCCUGUGUUGCAAGAGAGCUCACCAUUAUGUAUGGUCGCGUUUCGAUGCCGUUCAGUAUCAUUGGACACGGUCUACACGCUGUUUUCAACCCUUUUGCCACGGAUUCCACCGAGUUUGCCACGGUGUUUUCCUUCUUGGCUGAAAAGGCCGACGCGAUCGACUUCCUACGAGUGACAUCGUACAGAUCACUACCCUUCGCAAACAACAGUCCGCUACUCUGGUUGCUAAGAAAUUUCCGGAGCAGGCGAUCAUCUGAGCCUCGCGACAAGAUAUUCGCCCUACUUCGACUUGCGCUUGACUUGGAAAAGGAAGCACUCGUGAGUAUUGAUACCGACUACAACGUUAGCGUCCACACACUCUUCGCUCGCGUGGCCUACAGAAUCAUCAAGCAAACUGGUCUUCUGUGGGUUACAACGUUUGACCUCCUUGCGAAGGCCCGGAACGAUGUGCCUUCUUGGGUCCCUGACUGGUCAUCAGACUAUGCGGUUCCCGACUGGGAUCAACACCGCGUGCGCCUCCACGGAGAGCUUUUCCAGAUGUUUAAUGCCAGUCGUGCUAGGUUCUUUCACUCUAAGCAGGACGGCUCAGAAGCUCUCUAUGUCUUACCACAGCAGCAUUUUCAACGCUUGGCUGACGAGGAUCGCGUUGCUGGUUCCGACUGGGAGCCAGUUCAUCGCCUACCCACGCAGGUAGCUCCAGAACACCCCGAAACAAAAAAGUCAUUUGUCUUGAACGUCUCCGGGGCUGCGUGUGGAGAUGUUUUAGGCAUCACCGAUUCUCUCGCAAGCGAUCUCGCUAACCUCGAGGAGAUACUCUAUCAAAUCAUCACAAUAUGCCGGCUUUUCAAGGAUGAAUGUCAGCUGCAAUAUCGCAAGCCUUUCGUGGAGAUCAUUUCGCGUAUUCUUUGCUUUUCAGCGAGAAUCCAAAGGGUCUCUGGUGGCUAUACACCACCACGUUGGCUUAGCAGCGCAGAAGAAAAACAGUUGUCUUACUGA
Colletotrichum aenigma is the source of this 1713-nucleotide messenger RNA. Its product is annotated as Heterokaryon incompatibility protein 6, OR allele. The record is from RefSeq and is a predicted model, not a curated record. Lineage: Eukaryota; Fungi; Ascomycota; Sordariomycetes; Glomerellales; Glomerellaceae. The coding region runs from base 1 to 1713 and encodes 570 amino acids. The transcript has a single exon.